AUGGCGGACUUAGCGGGAACAGGCCUCGUUACAAGCAGACUCGGUAUAACGAGCAAGGCGCUGUUUUCCAGCCCCGGGGAAAAGCCAUCAGGGGGGCAGUCGGCGGGCCUGGCGGAGCGGGAAGCAGGGGGGAGCAGGUUCGGCGGGGCAGGCGCAACCUACCCUGCUGCUCCCACCGUUCAGACGCUCGUCGUGGUUCGGCACGCCGAGCCUAUUGACGAGCAGGACGACGGCUGGGCAGCAGGCUCGGACCGACCCUGGGACCCGCCGCUGUCCGCGCGAGGCGCCAAGGCGGCGGAGGAGGUCGGGCAGGCACUCAGGGCGCGGGGCUUUGGCGCGGCGAGGGGUGGCGGGGGGAAGGCGGUCGACGAGGGGAAAGCACCGGCGGAAGGGAAGCAGGAAGGGGAGGGGGAGAACGAAAGGGAGGGCAAGAAAGAGGGCGCUGUGAUGCGCGUGGUGGUGUCGCCGUUUCGCCGCUGCGUGCAGACGGCCGUUCACCUAGUGGCGGGGCUGCUGAGCUCACGCACGGGGGUAGGGGCGGAGGGGGAAAAGGGGGAGGCGGACAGCGCAGGCGAGGGGGCGGUGGCGUCGGAGGGAUUGCAAAGGGCGGAGGGACAGGCCCAAUUGGAAGCUUCGCUUCCGGGUGUCACUGUCACGGUGAGGCGCCUAGCCAUCUCCCUCCUGCAUUCCUUCCCCCGUCCCCGUACACCCCCCCUCUCCCCCUCUGCUCCUCCUCUCCAUCCCCCGUCACCUCAUCUCUCUCUUUCCCUUCUCUGUCCUCCCUUCCCCCUCGUUCCCUUCUCUGUCAUCCCAUCCCUCUCUCCUCGCAUCCCUCUCUAUCCCGUCUCUCGCUGCUCCUCCUCGUUCUCCUCUCUGUCCCCUAGCUCCCCAACUCUCACCACUCCCCGUCCUCCGUCCCAGCUCCCCUAUUCUUGCCGAGCCCUCACUCGUGUUUCCGCUUUUUCCUCCCUGGGCCCCUACUCAUGCCUUUCUCCUUUCCUUCUUCCGCCAACCCCGCCGCCCCUUUUCCCCCGCUUCCGCCCACAGGUGUCAUUCACCCCCGCCCUGGCUGAGGUGAUGAACACACGCGCCCUGAGGCGCUGCACGGAGGAGCGCCCACCAGCGGCGUCCAUCCCACACAGCAGCGUGGCGGAGCAUGCAGGGCUGGCGGCAGCAGUGGAGGCAGCAGCAGCAGAGGCGCGCAGCAAGGGUUGGGUUCUGGGGGAAGGCGACCUGAAGGCGCUCUUUCCCCCCGGCACCACCUUCUUGCCGCUCCCUGCGUUCUCUAGUGCUGGUGGCGCUACUGCUGCCCCUGGAGAGGGGAGGGCAGGCAGGAGUGUGCAUUCUGAGUUCCCCAUCUUCCCGGAAUCGCUCGAGAGUGCACGGGAGCGUUUCAUGCAGGCCUUUGAUGACGUGGCAGCGCUCUUCCCCAGCGACAACAUCCUCUGUGUGACACAUGGCGACGCCGUAGCGGCCAGCGUGGAACGCUUAGCGCCCGUCACUGUCGUCGCUGUCGAUUUCUGCGGCUACUCCUGGUCGCAGCGCCGUGCUGCACCGCUCUACACCCAUCCCAGCCGCCUCCACCAUGAUUCUCACCACUCGCACCACCAUGCCUCCCUGCCGCCACUGCCCCCGCCCCCGCCCCCGCCCCCCACUCCUGCGAACGAGCCUGAGAGUCUUGAUGGUGAGGAGGCAGGGGUGGGGGGAUCCAGACAAACUGUGUCAGCCAGUUUUGCCGCAGCUGUAGUAGCAGCAGGUUCGGAGACCGAGGCUGCUGCUGUGGCGGCGGCGGCUGUAGCGGCUGUAGCAGGGCUACAGAUUAGCAGACGAGGUGGGCUGGGUGGUGUGGUGGAAGAGGGGGAAGAGGAGGUGGAAGGGGAGGAAGGUGGGGACGGUUCGGACGGCAGGAGUGGGGGAAAGCAGGGGGCGUUGAGUGACAGUGUGGUGAUUGUAGGGGGGUCGACGGCUUCUGAUAUAAGCACGCACGAGAGUGAGGACGACGAUAAGGACACAGUAAACAGCAGCAUUGACGUGGGGCCUUCGCUCUCCGAGGUAGCUGAAGGGGAUGAGGGGGAGGAGAGGGGGGCGGGGGAGGAGGGAGAGGAGGUGGGGAGUGAGAGUGGGCAGGAGGGGUUGGGAGGGAGAGGGAGAGGGGAGGCGAGGAGGGGGGGAGGGAUGGAGGUGGGGGAGUGGGAGCUGCUGACGAGUUCCGGGUCCACUGGAGUGUGCUGGAUCUCCAACAUCGCUCUUGCUGCAAGGGAUGAUGAAACACCCACCAAGGGGCUGGCCUCCUAG
This is a messenger RNA of Closterium sp. NIES-65, 2295 nucleotides long. NCBI's taxonomy places the organism in Eukaryota, Viridiplantae, Streptophyta, Zygnematophyceae, Desmidiales, Closteriaceae. The record is from the annotation of a GenBank genome assembly.